Messenger RNA from Strongylocentrotus purpuratus (purple sea urchin), 1550 nucleotides. RefSeq names its product adaptor-related protein complex 3, mu 1 subunit-like. Gene Ontology annotation, cellular component: cytoplasmic vesicle; clathrin adaptor complex. The record is from RefSeq and is a predicted model, not a curated record. Gene Ontology annotation, biological process: intracellular protein transport; endocytosis. Lineage: Eukaryota; Metazoa; Echinodermata; Echinoidea; Camarodonta; Strongylocentrotidae. The transcript has 13 exons. Bases 97 to 1347 code for a protein of 416 amino acids.
CUUCAAAAGAGGAAAACAUAGCCUUCGAAAACAAAUGGUUUAUUAAAAAUCAGCUUUACUUGAAAUUCUGCGGACAAAGUUCAUAUAACCGGCAAGAUGAUACACAGCUUGUUCAUGAUAAACUCCUCAGGAGAUAUUUUUAUGGAAAAACAUUGGAAAAGUGUUGUAAGCAGAUCAGUAUGUGACUACUUCUUUGAAGCACAAGAAAAGGCCUGCAGCAAAUUGGAUGUUCCUCCCAUCAUUGCUACACCUCAUCACUAUCUCAUCAGCAUAUACAGGAAUCAGAUCUACUUUGUUGCUGUGGUACAGACAGAGACACCCCCUCUGUUUGUGAUUGAAUUCCUCCAUCGAGUUGUUGACACAUUUGCAGAUUAUUUCUCUGAAUGUACCGAGACAUCCAUAAAGGAGAACUAUGUGGUCGUGUACGAGCUUCUAGAGGAGAUGCUUGACAAUGGGUUCCCUCUGGCUACAGAGUCCAAUGUACUUAAGGAGCUCAUCAAACCACCCAACAUUCUCAGGACGGUGGUCAAUACAGUCACUGGAAGCACAAAUCUGAGCGACACCCUUCCUAGUGGUCAGCUGUCCAAUGUCCCUUGGAGACGAAGCGGGGUGAAGUACACCAACAAUGAGGCAUACUUUGAUGUUAUUGAAGAAGUAGACUGCAUCAUUGACAAAUCAGGUUCGACUGUAAUUGCUGAAAUCCAGGGAUACAUUGAUUGCUCUGUGAAGCUGACCGGGAUGCCUGAUCUUACCAUGUCCUUUGUGAAUCAUCGUCUCCUGGAUGACGUCAGCUUUCAUCCUUGUGUCAGAUACAAGAGAUGGGAGUCUGAGAGAGUGCUGUCCUUUGUUCCUCCCGAUGGUAACUUCAGACUCCUCUCCUAUCACAUAGGAGCUUCCAACCUCACAGCCAUUCCAGUAUAUGUGAAACCCAACAUCAUGAUGAGAGAGACAUCAGGCAGAUUUGAAGUGAUGGUGGGACCUAAACAAACUAUGGGAAAAACUGUGGAGAAUGUAGUUAUCACCUGCGACCUUCCCAAGCAAGUGCUGAACAUGACCCUGACCCCAACCCAGGGCAGCUACAGCUUUGACCCUGUUAGUAAGAUCAUGUCGUGGGAGGUCGGCAAGAUCAACCCACAGAAGCUACCCAGCAUAAAAGGCAGUAUGUCACUCCAAUCUGGUGUCCCUCCUCCUGAAGCUAACCCCACCCUAUCCGUGCAAUUUUCUAUCAACCAGCUGGCAAUAUCAGGCCUUAAGGUCAACAGAUUGGACAUGUAUGGAGAGAAAUACAAGCCCUUCAAGGGAGUGAAGUAUCUAACAAGAGCUGGAAAAUUCCAAGUCAGGACAUGAUAGAAAUAUAUAUGUUUACCAUGAAUGAAUGUAUAAUACAAUAUAUCAAAUGUCUCACUUUGUAUAGUUAUUUAAAGGUUAUAGAAAAAGUACUUAUUUGUGCAACUCUGUGUUGUCUGCAUAUGUACUAGAUUUUAUUUGAUGGAAGUUAAAUGUGCUACUUUUAUGUUUGACGUACGGCAUACUGCUAUAUAUUAGUAAUU